Messenger RNA from Symbiodinium natans, 843 nucleotides. The record is from the annotation of a GenBank genome assembly. Lineage: Eukaryota; Dinophyceae; Suessiales; Symbiodiniaceae.
AUGGAUCUCUGGAAGCCGGCGAUGUGGGCCGCCAAGGCCUCACUCGAACGAGGGCUGCGCAUCCACGUCGCCUUGCCGGAGCUGUGGCAGGAGGUCUGCGACCAAGAGUGGGGGUAUGCCUACCACCUCGAGAGAUGGUUCCGCCAACUGCUCCUGGAGCACCUACCCGGGACGCUGACGCCGGACCCCGACUUGGCGGACUUCGUGUACGUGCCCCACUGCGCCAUGAACCUGUAUCUCUCGUGGAAGCAGGCAGCCGUCCAGUCUUCGGCCAGGCACGGCGUUUGGUUGCCCGUGCACGGAGAUGGUCAUCUGCAUGGUGCGGUGCAGGAGGACGUCGAUCGCUACUUGGCGCUCUACGUCGCCCGCGCAGCACUUCAGAACCCAUCAGUCCGCAACUGCCAGGCGAGAUACCCUGCCUGCCAGCUGCUGUUUGUGAACAUGUUUGGGCGAGAUGAGCUGAAGCGCUUUCACGCGAUAGUUCCUCACGCCGUCUUCGUCACCACCGCCGGCGGCCGACGCCUGGGCCGCCCGCAGCGGCGGCGCGCCUGCGCCUGUGCGGCCCACUGCCGCAGCGCCGUGUCGCUGGGUCCACUUGACAUCGUCGUGCCUUGGAACAUCGCCCACAACUCCACCAGCAAGCAGGUGCGUUUUGGCUUUCGACGCCCUCUCCUGGCAUUCUUUGCUGGCGCGAACACAUCGUGCAGCCGGGCUGUGCUCGUGAGGAGAUGGGGGAACCGCCGCGCCCGAGAAGAACAUGGGAUGUUGGUCGGGGAGAAGGCCUACGGAGACGCGGCCUUUGCCGCGGCCGCGCGUCGUGCGAAGUUCUGCAAGAUCAUCUAA